GCCAGCCAGCAACUACACAAUUGAGGAUUCUCUCGUCCAGCCAGCCCGGUCUCUUUAAAGUUGCUUCCAUUGAUUGCCUUCGCUCGCUACUACUAAUUUCACAACGUUGGUGACUGUCACGUAGUGCAGUACGCGCCUGUGCUUGUCGUAUCGGAACUUUUUUUUUCUACACAGUGUGCACGAGUUGUGUUUUCUCCAGUCCAAGCCUGGCCGUCAAUUUGUUGUUUAGCUGAAGAUUCAUUCGCUCCCAACACGAGGGCUCGAAAAUUGUCCUUAGCUGUAUAAUCAUUUUGGGAUACUUUUGCAACUUUGCAACUUGGUACGUACAGGAGGAGAUAAGAUAGUGAUACCACCAGCCGUGUAAACUGAAAGUCACUUCCAUCGGGCGAGGGUUUAUGAUAAGUCGAAACACAACAGGCAUUGAGCUUGCGGAGAUAUCGGUGUUCCGGGGAAGAAGGUGUACAGCAACCAUCAUCAUCGAUCAAGUGACGACAUCAUUGGUACAGAGUCGGUUACUGUAUUGUGCUGAAGGUCUCCUGCCGAGCCGUGGUUUGUGAUCCAGUUCCUCCAGUGACAGUGCAAAAUUGUUCUAGAUUCCUGAUUACGCAGCAAAUGCUGUAGUGGCCCGAAUCGGUGACGUAAGCCUGAUAGGCUGUGUGUACAUGCACCACACAAAAGAGCCAUUGCUGGGAGAUAAAUAAGCAGUGUUCCGGAGAGUGGCCCACCUUCAGUGUUCAACAGCUCCUGCUGGCUAGCGGAACGAUCAGUGAAACGCUCUCAACACAAUCGCUUAGCUGAGUUUUGUCUUGUUCCAAAGAAAAACCAAACAAUAUCGAGCCGACCGUGUACUUUUGAGUGUAUCAGCAAAACGGUGGCAAACAGCAAGAAAUAAAAAAAAGGUAUUAAAAAAUCCGCCACCGCCAUCCAACGACGACGACGACGAUAUGGGUCUACUGAGCGAGGGAAGUCCACUGAGCUGGGACGAGACGAAGGCCCUGGCUCAACAUGUCCGCGAGCACGGCAUCGAGCAGUUUAUCAACCUGUACGCCCGGCUCAAGGAUCGCCAGGGGGACAUGCUGAAGUGGGGCGACGAGGUCGAGUACAUCAUCGUGCGCUUCGACGAUGCAAAUCGGGCAACGCAGGUGUCGCUCCGGGCCCGGGACAUACUGGCCGUGCUCAACGAGAAGGAAGCCGCUGAUCCUAAUGGAGUGAAAUCUCUAUGGCGCCCGGAAUAUGGAGCCUACAUGAUCGAAGGCACUCCGGGAAAACCGUACGGUGGCCUGUUGGCCCAUUUCAAUGUGGUCGAGGCUAACAUGCGAUACCGGAGAAUGGAGGUAACGGAAAUGUUACCGGCUGGCGAACGUGUCAUGUCGAUAACCAAUUUUCCCCGGCUAGGAUGUCCGAAUUUUACCUACCCUUCGGCCAAACCCACACCCGAAGAUGAAACGUGUGCUGCGCGGUCCCUGUUUUUCCCCGAUGACGCAAUCUUUCCGGGCCAUCCUCGCUUCAAGACACUCACCCGGAACAUUCGCCAGAGAAGGGGUGAAAAGGUUUCGAUCAAUCUACCCAUUUUCCGGGACAAGAACACCGUCAUUCCGGUGGAGGGUAGCCUGCCGGACAAGCCAGACUACGUUCACAUGGACGCCAUGGGUUUCGGAAUGGGGUGCUGCUGUCUGCAGUUGACCUUCCAGGCGUGUAACAUCAACGAGGCACGUACCCUGUACGAUCAGCUGACUCCGAUGUGUCCGAUCAUGUUGGCCCUGACGGCAGCCAGCCCGGCCUAUCGCGGCUACCUGACCGAUGUAGACUGUCGAUGGAACGUGAUUUCGGCCUCGGUCGAUUGUCGCACCAAGGAGGAGCGGGGCGAAGCUCCCCUGAAAAAUGAUCGCUUCCGGAUUUACAAAUCGCGCUAUGAUUCGAUCGAUUCGUACCUCUCCCCGGCAGGCGAUAAAUACAACGAUGUGCCUUUGGUAAUGGAUGAAGCGCUGUUCGAUGUCCACAAAGUUGUCCAACAUGGCUCUAAACGACAGGCCGAACAAAAGAUUUUCGAAAUGGAUAGCCUUGUUGAUAUGAUGGUGGUCUCCGUUCUAGGCCGGAUGUCUUUUCCAAUUCUAGCUGGUGAAGUCAGAAAUGAGCAAGGGAGUCGAGUUCCCUGGAUAUGCGGGAUUCGUCCGUCCAGACAAGAGAUUACCAAGUACUCGUAG
This is a messenger RNA of Uranotaenia lowii, 2204 nucleotides long. RefSeq names its product glutamate--cysteine ligase-like. The coding region runs from base 945 to 2204 and encodes 419 amino acids. Gene Ontology annotation, molecular function: glutamate-cysteine ligase activity. Gene Ontology annotation, cellular component: glutamate-cysteine ligase complex. Gene Ontology annotation, biological process: glutathione biosynthetic process. The transcript is spliced from 5 exons. Lineage: Eukaryota; Metazoa; Arthropoda; Insecta; Diptera; Culicidae. The record is from RefSeq and is a predicted model, not a curated record.